CGGAAGCGGGGAGGGACGUUUCCGGUGCGGCGGAGGAGGCUGCGGCAGCCGGUUUAGGUCGCUGCCGAGUGAGCUUUGUGGCAGAACAAAAGGAAGCCAUGGUGUGCAUUCCCUGUAUUGUCAUUCCAGUUCUCCUCUGGGUCUACAAGAAAUUCCUUGAGCCGUAUAUCUAUCCUGUUAUUGCACCUUUCAUUAAGCGUGUAUGGCCCAAGAAAGCUGUGCAAGAAACAACAGCCACAAAACAAGGUCGAGGCAGCAGCGCUGGAAACCCACAGGCACCUUCAGCCGUGAAAAGAGAUCAGGAGGAUGAACUUGCCGGUUAUAAAUUUGAAAGCAAUGGUGUUGCAAAUGGAACUGCCGCAAAGAGAUCCACAGAAGUUCCUGAAAAGAAAACGGAUUAAAGGAAUUCAUUCCUAAGGAUUUUAUUCCCUUGUGUCCAGUAUGAACUGGUGAUAUUUCUCUCACUUUGGGACUUUUUUCUUUGCACAUUUUAGUUGAAUAAAAACCCUUAUCACUUGCAGGAGAGGCUCUCUUUUGCCACUAAAAUGGCAGCUAGCACAUUUCUUAAUUUAAAAUAUUUGAAAACUAAAGUUCUUUAUUUUCCUCACUGGAACUACUUUUCACCUAUAACCUAUUUGGUGUGAUUAGAGUUUAGGUUAAAUAACUUUAUGAGUAAAUCUAGCUUUGGAAAGUGAAUGUAUCUUAGCAUCUUAGUUUCACUGCUAGUGCAAUACUUCAGGCUUUCAGCUUAGAAACUAUAGCUGUUCUUGACCUUGCUAAAGAACUACAAAUUGCAUUGUGGCAAUGUAAGCGUCAUGUUUAAAGUAUGAAGAGUUUAGAUUUUUCAUGUCAAAUCUGUGGAUGAGCUAAAGGAGUUAUGCUAUAUGCAAAAUUUACUUAGCUUACUAAAAGCAGAAAGAUUUGAUUUGAUACUUCCAUUAAUUAUUUUCUUUGAAAACAUUGUGCCUUUCUUUCCUGAAGAGGAGCAGCAGGGGCAUGAUGCAAGAGAACUGUUGCUUUAUAUUCUGUUGUGGUGGUUUAAAAUGGUGCGGCUGUGUCUUUAAAAAAACCCGACAACCUAACUACAAUCUCUUUAACAUGCUUGUGGAAUUUGAAUUAUAAUAAACUGGGAUUUUAUUUAAAAAUAAGUUGCUUCAUAUGAUGGUUCUUAGGCUUCUGAGCUGUAAAUAUUUAAAGCGGUAGCAAAAUAUUUGAAAACCUGUUGACUGGCACCUGGCAGAAGGAGGUUGUAAAACUUCUGACUUCAUGAUAAAGUGAAUUUGGCAAGUCCAGCUUUGCUUAUCUCCUGAGAUGGUGCACUCUGGUACAGACUUGCAUCCCAACAUGACAGUGCAGUUGUGAAGGGUUUUACAUGUCCCUGUGCUUAGUAAGGAUUAGAAGUGAUAAUUCCUGCUUUGCCCUCUCUGCCAAAGCAGAAAACUCUUUGCAAGAUUCAAACCAAAAUUCUGUACUGCUAUUUAAGAUAUAUAAUUUUCCCAAAAGUCAUACCUGUCUAUACAUGCAGUCCUUGAACCGUCACUGAGGGCUGGUCUUCAUGGUCUUCACAUGGUCUUGUGACUGUUUUCUCCUACAUGAUAAUUAAUUAUUCCAAAGACUUGCUCAACGCCCACCAGACACUUUUUGUGAGGUGUAGUGUUUCCUUCCCUGACCUGGUUUUGUCAGGUCUGGCGUGAAUCCAUCUGCAAUGUUCACUGCUGGGUAUCAGGCCCUGGUUGCUACAAGUGUUACCUCUGUCAUGAGCUGAAUCAGAGAAAACUCCUUGUAAAGUAUUGCCUAAUACUGUUUGCUCUCCCUUAAUGAGAUGGCUAUUAGGAAGUGAAUUUGGUAUGGCUGUUGGACCAGCUUUUGCAUCAUCCUUGGAACAUAAUCCCCCAUCUGAUCAGUGUGUCACACAUAGAGCUUUCUCCUAGAUUGGUGAAGCACCUACCCUUUGUGAUAUUAAAACCUGGUUUUAUUAUUCUGAGCAUGCACACAUGGUAUAAUUCAUACAAUAAAAGAUAACAAUACUAA
Messenger RNA from Falco peregrinus (peregrine falcon), 2031 nucleotides. RefSeq names its product chromosome Z C18orf32 homolog (gene CZH18orf32). Lineage: Eukaryota; Metazoa; Chordata; Aves; Falconiformes; Falconidae. The transcript has 3 exons. The record is from RefSeq and is a predicted model, not a curated record. Gene Ontology annotation, biological process: positive regulation of canonical NF-kappaB signal transduction. Bases 99 to 401 code for a protein of 100 amino acids.